Messenger RNA from Oryza sativa Japonica Group (Japanese rice), 1411 nucleotides. Its product is annotated as NADPH HC-toxin reductase 1. Gene Ontology annotation, molecular function: oxidoreductase activity, acting on the CH-OH group of donors, NAD or NADP as acceptor. The record is from RefSeq and is a predicted model, not a curated record. NCBI's taxonomy places the organism in Eukaryota, Viridiplantae, Streptophyta, Magnoliopsida, Poales, Poaceae.
UUUGACUUAAAAAAGCGGUUGCUGCUGAAGCUUACCAGACUUGUCCCAAGUCUGAAUCAAAAUAUCAGAUACAGCCAAUCAGCCAUGCGUACCAAUCUGCACACAGUGAGCGGCGGCUACCCGAUCUGGUACUGGUAGUAGCAGGAACGACGAUGGCGGAGGAGUCAGGGAGGAGGAGCGGCGGCGGCGUCAGGGUGUGCGUCACCGGCGGCGCUGGGUUCAUCGGCUCGUGGCUCGUCAAGAAGCUCCUCGGCGCCGGCUACACCGUGCACGCCACCCUGCGAAGCAUAGGGGACGAGGUGAAGGUGGGCCUCCUGCGGCGGCUCGUCCCCGGCGACGCGCCGCCGGAGCGGCUGCGCCUGUUCGAGGCCGACCUCUACGACGCCGCCACCUUCGCUCCGGCCAUCGCCGGCUGCCAGUUCGUCUUCCUCGUCGCCACGCCCUUCCUCCAUGACGCCACCAGCACGAAGUACAAUAACACGGCGGAGGCGGCGCUGGACGCGGCACGGGUGAUCCUCCGGCAAUGCGAGGAAUCCAGCACGGUGAAGCGCGUCAUCUACACGAGCUCCAUGGCUGCGACCUCGCCGCUCAAGGAGGACUCCACCGGCUUCAAGGACUCCAUCGACGAAUCCUGCUGGACGCCGCUCGCCGUCGACUACCCUUACCGGAGCGCACGGUUCGAUGAGUACAUCCUGUCGAAGCUGCUGUCGGAGAAGGAGCUGCUGGGGCACAGCCACGCUGGCGAGAGGCGGAGGCCGGCGGUCGAGGUGGUGACGGUGCCGUGCUCCGUCGUCGCCGGCGGGACGCUGCAGGGGCAGUCGACGACGAGCCUGGACUGCGUCGUGUCGCCGGUGUCCCGGGACGAGGGCCGCUUCCGGGCGCUCAGGCUGCUGCAGAGGCUGAUGGGGUCGGUGCCGAUGGUGCACGUCGACGACGUCUGCGACGCGCUCGUCUUCUGCAUGGAGCAGCCGUCCCUCACCGGCCGGUUCCUCUGCUCCGCCGCGUACCCGACUCUCGACGACAUCGUCGAACACUUCGCCGGCAAGUACCCUCACCUCGACCUCCUCAAAGAAACGGAGACAUUGCCGAGCAUUCAAGCUCACACUGAUAAGCUGGGGGAGCUGGGGUUCAAGUACAAGUACGGAAUGGAGGAGAUACUGGACGAGAGCGUGGAAUGCGCGGUGAGACUUGGUUGCCUUGAUGCGUCCAAGCUUAGUUUACAAGGAUGAUAAUAUCAUCCUGAUUAGUGCAAUUUACCAUCAUUAUUGUGUUGGUGUGCCUCUUCAGGCGUUCUAAUUACUAUACUUAAAAUAAAAAGGAGCAAUGGAGCAUUCCUUGGCGUCAUUGGUUUACAGUCGUGUACUCGUGUACUACCAGCAAUCUGAAAUCUGAACUUCAUUUUUCACUGUCA